UCUGUGCUUGUACAUACAGAAACAGACGCGCGAAGAAGUCUUGGGGGGGGUCCUGUUUCAUGCGUUUCUGGGAUACUGGAGGACUGACUGUGCUGUGAAUGUCAUGGCGACCAACAGCGAGCAACUUUCUCGUGGUUUCGUAACUGAAACCAAUCAAGAAGUCAACAACACAGAGUGAAAACUGAGGGUCAACGCAUUUUCAUCUGAUUUACAGAGAAAAGGCAACAGAAAUUGUCACCAAAACUAGGAUUGGGAAUCAGUUAAACCACUUUUUGAAAUGGAGUGUGCAGUGAAUACCGGUCCUGAUGAUGAGCCCUCUGAGACUGCUGUUCCCUAUGAAGUCAUUAAUGUUAAGGAUGGGAGUGAGACCCCCAAGAAGAAAAACAAGAAACAUAAGAAACACAAAAGUAAGAAGAAACGUAAGAAGCGUAAGGGCGAAAAAGACAGUAGCUCCGAAUCUGGAGUUGAGUCAGAUGGCGAUUCCCGAACAAGAACAAGUGUUAAAAAAGAUGGUUCAUCUAACCCUGAGACUGAUGCCACAAAAAACUGUACAGAAGACCUCAGUGACGUGGAAGCUGAUUCCAAGGUUAAAAAGCAAAAACAUCGUGUUGGGAAAAAGAAGAAAAAAAGAAGGCGGAAAGAGGAGGAAAAGGAAAAGCAAGAGAAAAAGUCCUCCUCUCGCUCAAGAUCGGGGAGUAGCUCAGUGUCAGGGUCAGAAUCGGAAUUGGACUCCAAACAAUCACAAAAAUUGCAGGUGGAGUCUUUAAAGUUGGACAGGAAGUCACCUAUCACGGCAGCUAAAGUUCCAAAAGACAAAUUUAAAGAUGGCACACCCCAACUGGAAGAUAAAAAGAGAGAUAUGACUUCUGAUCACAGUGAAGAAGAAAGUUUCAAACUAGGAGGGAGAAGAAAGAUGUCUCCUGAGCCUGCACAUGCACUAAUUGCAGAGAGGGACGUAAAAGUGGAAGCUGUUGGUGAACAAAGUUUUGUUAAAGCUCAAGAACUUCCUGAUAUUAUCCCUAAGCUGGAGAAUGUGCACAAAGAGCAAGUUGUGCAGAAGGACAUCUUAAAGGAAGCAAAUGGGAGUCAGAAAGAAAAGAAAAAAAUGUCCCUCUCCAGGUCAAGGUCAAGAUCACCUUCAGACACUAAAGGGAAAAAAUCCAAACAUAGUCGCUCCAGAACCCCAAAGCAGUCAACGGGUAAAUCAGGACGUCAUAAUGACAGAUCAUCUUCAAGGGACAGGUCUGUGUCUGCCUCUGGUGGGAAGGAUCGAACAAAACGAAGAAGCUCAAGGUCUCCAUCAGGACGGUCACCGUCAAAAGUAACAAAGAAAGCUGGACGCAGGUCAAGGUCGCUCUCUGGAAGAAGAGGGUUUCGCUCUGACUCGAGGUCUCGCACAAAGACCAGAAGAUCCAGGACCAGGUCCCCACGACGUGGUCAUCGCUCAAGAUCUAGGUCAGCUGGAAGACCAAUACGUUCACGCUCAAGAUCAAAACAAUCUGUUUCUCGGCGGAAGAAUCGGCGCUCGAGAUCGCGGUCCAGAUCUGUACGGAGAGGAAGACACUCAAGGUCUCGCUCUCGAAAGAGGACACCUGUUUCUCGGACGAGGCGGUCCAGGUCUAGAUCUGUCAGAAAAACAAGGCGAGCACGCUCAAGAUCCGUUGUGGUCCUUAGACGAUCUAGAUCACGCUUGAGAAGAAACAGAAGAUCCAGAUCAAGAUCCGGUCGUAGAAGAUCAGGUUCAAGAAGCCCAAGGCGUAGAACUAAGUCUCGGUCCCCUCAGCGCUCCAGGCCCUCUGAGUCACGUUCUCCUGCAGUCCGUCAAAGGAGGUCAAAAUCUAGGAGCCCUCGUAGCACAAAGUCAGAAUCGGUAUCUCCUCAGCGACAUAAAAGAUCAAAGUCACGGUCAUCCUCACAUAAUUCAAAGUCUGAAUCCCCAAAAUUGAGAAUGACUAAAAAGCAAAAAGGUAAACGGUCAAGGUCAGUUUCUCAGAGAAAGACAUCAAGAUCUAGAUCCAUUUCCAGGGAGCGACAAUCAUCAGAUAGAAGUAUGUCCCCUACUAAGAGAGCACACUCUAAAUCUCCCACUAAAGAAGAUGAGUCCUUAAAGGAUCAGAGUUUAAAAGAAACCUCAGAGACUAGACUGGAGGUUUUGGAUGCUGUGGAGGAAAAUUUGGAAGUAAAAGGGACAGCAGGGUCAAGUGGAUGGAUACCAGUGACUACUGAAUGUACAUCUGUGCAAAAGCCAUCAAAUGAAGAUGUAACAUCAUUAGAAUGUGACGCACAAUGUAAAAAAAUCGAGGAACCCGAAAAUCCCUCUGAAUGUGAAGGAAGACCAAACCGAUCCAGAUCAUUGUCUUCAGAGCCAGUUCCUCAACACGGUACUGCAGGGUCAGAUGAAGAUGAUCGAUCAGGGAGCUCACGAUCACCUUCACCAAAUACAGUAAAAGAAUCAAAGUCCUCCAACAGAACAUCUCCUGUUCGAAGAAAGCGCUCCAGAUCAGCUUCUUCCACCAAGAAGAGGCGGUCCAAGUCGAAGUCUGUCAGCAGCAAGAGGAGGUCAAGGUCUCCUGCCAGAAAACGCAAGUCCAGGUCUCCCUCACAUAGUCGUAAAAAAAGGACAAAGUCUCGGUCGCCUGUUCGGAAAAGGAGAUCACGAUCGAGAUCAGCCAAUCGAAGGGCAAAAUCAAGGUCUAAAUCUCACACAAGGACAAAGCGCUCAAAAUCAAAAUCCCCCAAGCGGAAACGGUCAAAGUCUAGAUCACCAGCCCGAAAAAGGAGAUCCAAGUCGCGUUCCCCUGCUAGAAAGAGAAGAUCUCGUUCACGGUCAAGGGCCCGUCAGUCACGAUCCAGAAGGUCACGAUCUGUCUCACGCCGGAGGAGACCAGCAUUUCGAGGGCGAUCUUUUGAUAGACGAGAUCGGUGGAAACGUGAACCAAGCCAUUCCCCAAUUUUGAUUCUCCGUAAGAGGAGGUCUACCUCAAGAUCUCGACGCAGUUCUAGCAAGACGCCACCGCGUCUCACUGACCUAGAUAAAGAUCAACUGUUGGAGAUUGCGAAGGCAAAUGCUGCUGCAAUGUGUGCUAAAGCUGGAAUGCCCAUACCUGAAAGUCUCAAGCCGAAGGCAAUUCUGCAGCUACCCCUGCCAACCCCAGCUCCAGCACCCUUGUCUUUGCCUCUGCCACUGCCCGUGCCCAAUUUACCUAUGAAUCUGCCCAUGGGUAUACCAGGUAUGCCUGCAAUGCCAAACAUGACGAUGAACGCUGCCGUGGCAAGUAUGACUGCGGCAACCAUGACCGCUGCUCUCUCAAACAUGGGUGCCCUGGCCGCUAUGCCCCCGAUGCCUCCCCUUCCUACAAUUACAAACAAGCCUCCUCCAGCACCCACGCCUAAUCUCGCAAGUAUUGAGGAGGUGAAGAGAAAAGUGGCUCAACAAGCUAACAGCAUUAGCAUCAAGGAGUUCACAGAGAAAUGUAAACAGAUUGCAGAGAGUAAGGAGGAGAUGAGUAUUGCACGACCACAUGUUUCAGACGACGAAGAUGAUGAGACACGGUAACCCACUGUCCUUCUACUGCAUCUCGUAUACAAUCCCGAUGAUAGACACCUGUGGCCCGCAUUUGGGAUAAAGGAUGAAUUCUGCCAGAGGCCUGUUUUUGUCGUGUAAAUGAAGCUUUCAUUUACUCACAGGAGUUGGACGUUUGAGCAUUUGGACACUUGAAGCUACAUUGAUUUCAGUGGUUUAUUUCAACAGUUAUCUUUAAUUUGUCAGUUGUUGGAACAACUGCAAGCUACAGGAACCUUUUUUACCAUAGACUACCAGAUUAGACCAUUCAAUAUGUCUACCUGCCCAGACUGACGGUGAAACGUUUCGCUUUCAGGCUUGUUUUUACCUUCACUACAUAUGGUGCCUCUUGAUACCAUUAAGAAGGACCUCUGGUAGAUUUAACUCAGAUUUAUAGGUGUAAGGGGGGAAGGGGGUGUUGAUUUUGGGGUGCAGCUCACAUGUCAGGUCUGUUGGUCCAUACUUAACAUAGAGACGUGAUCGUUUUAGGAGUAUUUUGUUUUUCUUGUCUUUUAAAAUUCAUUAAGUGUUAAUCACUUGUUUAAAUACAUAGAUGAAGAUAAUUGUUUUUUUUUUUUGUUUUUUUUUUUGGUUCCUUAACACUUUUGUGAACUUUUAAAGCAAAUUAAAUGUUAGGGUUCAGAGUUGUGGCUGUACUUGAGUGCUAUAUUAAUGGAUGAUAUUUGCAUUGUAAGGGUUCUGACCACAAACUUUCUUUUAGUUACAUCGGUUGAACCUUGCUGUGCUGCUUUCUGUGGACUGACGUUGUGGUUUGGCUUUAUCUAAAAGAAUUUUCACAGAGAAUGACACUCAUUGAUGAGUUUUUUUUUUUUUUUUUUUUUCUUCCUUCAUUUUUAGUCUGUCAUACAGUGCAUCCUUGUAAACAACAGUUCAUGAUGCAGUUGUGUGGUAAACAAUGCUGUUUUUAUCUUUGUGACUGAAAUAUUUGACCCAGCAGAGCUGCAGGGUGGGAUGCUGUAUUUUCAGUAGUAAGAACAUCACCAUCACCAUUCUAGAUGGGGGUGAUUAAAAUGCGUAUGAUUUACAUAAGAUUAUUGUUUAGACAUGUACUGUAAGAUGUACUGUAUACUGUGUAGGUGUUUUGUCAGUUUUGUUUUUACCUCUCUCCCCUCCACUGUUUUUUACUAUGGUGGAGAUCAUUUCCCCAAUUUAUCUAAGAAAUGUGAUGAUGGCACAGAUCCUACUAAUACACUUAGAAAAUGUUUUACUCUUAAGGUAGACACAUAAAGGUUAACAGUAUUUUCAACAUGAAGGGAUGAUCCACACUAUGUUAGCUUUAGAUUUGGCACUGUAUUGUUGUCCACAGAUAAGAAGUGAUAACUUUUGUCCAGAGCUUCUUUCACCUUGGAUAGAUGAUAUAGUGAUUAUCGAUUUAAGUUUAAAAUUCAUUAAUAUUAACAACAGAUUUCAAACUGGAAAUAAGAGGCAUUGUGAAUGCUUUCAUUUUGCCAUUGUUCACUCAAAGGGAUAAUUAACCCCCCCCCCAAAAAAAAAAAAAAAAAAAAAAAGUAAUUUACUCACCUUCAUUUAUAAACCUCUAUGACUUUCUACUGCAAAACACAAGAUUUUGAAUGACAUGAGGGUGAGUAAAUGAGGACAGAAUUUUCAUUUUUGAACUAUCCCAUUUUUGAACUGUUUCAUAGGAUAAUUUAUGAAAUGAGUAUGGCCAUGUUGAGGUCUCUUUGAGGUUAGUCUGGAAAAGUUCUGCAUCUAAGGUACAAGCCCACAUUCCUUGCAACAUCCUCAGUUAUGACAAAGCAUUUUUUUUUUUUUUUUUUUUUUUAAUUAUCACAUCGUGAAACAUAAUGGCACACUUUGUAUAUAAUGCAACAUCAAAUAUUAAAGGAAACAAUCUAAUUGACUUUGAAAA
Molecule: messenger RNA, 5453 nt
Organism: Ctenopharyngodon idella (grass carp)
Lineage: Eukaryota; Metazoa; Chordata; Actinopteri; Cypriniformes; Xenocyprididae
Gene: sona
Product: SON DNA and RNA binding protein a
Exons: 8
Coding region: 278-3556 (1092 amino acids)
Biological process (GO): regulation of cell cycle; regulation of mRNA splicing, via spliceosome
Molecular function (GO): RNA binding
Source: RefSeq, a predicted model, not a curated record